CCAGCUGUCAGAGUGACCUCACCAGAUCCCCUCCUGUGGCGGCUGAGAGAGAUGGAUCCUCUGACUGUUGCCCCUGUUUCCAGCAGGCCCUCGGUGCUCCAGCUUGUUAGGAACCUCUUUGGGCUCAGGCAGAGUGCACAGGAGGGCCCAGAAACCAGAGCAGACGCACAAGAGAGAGGGGACGUCGGGGACCGAGAAGAAGACAGCUCCCUGGUGCCCGCUGGGGCUGAGUCUGAGACCAGCCAGCCAGUGGGCAAAGAGCUAACUGGCGACCACCUGACCGAUGAGCCCCGUGGAGAUGCAACAGGCGACCGCAUGGGGGAGAUCCUUGGAGAACUGAAGAAUAGCAGUCUUGGGGGCACCCCUUCCAGCCGUGGCAGGAGAUCCCCUCCUACGCUGGACCACAGUGGCAUGGAGAUGGGAGAUGCCGGUGGCUUUGUCAACGCUGCUGUGGGCAAAGAUAAAACAGCCCAGGAUCCGUGCAACAGAAUCUCUGGCAGGGAAGCAGAGAGGGUGGGAGAAGCUUCUGGUGACACAGGAACAUGGGAAAAGGCUGGGAUCUCACAGGUUCCGCGUGCUGACAACGAAGGAAUCACACCGACUGCAGGACCCCUGGCACUGACCGCCCAGGACUUCUGUGCCAAGGAAGAGAGAGAGCACCUCCUGAAAGAGGAUCUAAAUGGAGGAUCUCCGAAGGCAGAGGUGUCUCCAUGGAACAAACUCAUCAACAUGUACAAGCAGAGAUGGAAGCUUCCUGUUCCUAAGGAACACCCAGUGCAGCUGGAAAUGGAAGAGGGAGCCACUCUGAAUCUAACUGUUUAUGAAUUUGCAACACCCGAGCCUCAUCUCAUCUCUUCAGAAUCCUCCGGUACUGCCCUGAUCUAUAGGUUUCCCGAUGACAGAGCUGGGGAAACUGUUGGCCACUUUGGGAGAGCCCAGGGAGACCUGAGGACCAAUGGACUGGAAGCUGCUGAAGCAGACUGAGAGCCUGCUCCUAGAAGAGAUGGGACAGCGGCCCCAAGAACAAGCUUAUGUUUUGAUCACGGUGAGUCUGCAAGCCCCCUUCAUCUAGCAGAUGAAGAUGAAGAAAGAAGAUUGAGACCGGUUCUUUGGUCCCCACCAAGCUGGUGUCUGGGACAAAGCCUGUUAGCUGCAAGCUUGUUCCUGUUCCCUCUUUCAGUGUCUAUGCCUCCCCCCUUUGAAUGUUUAUCCCCUUGCCUAGGCUGGCAUCCACUGUAUUUUUAGAGUAAGUGUUUUACGUUGAUUGAUUGUUCUCAGUUCCCCCUAAGAUCACA
Caretta caretta (loggerhead turtle) is the source of this 1295-nucleotide messenger RNA. RefSeq lists its product as uncharacterized. Lineage: Eukaryota; Metazoa; Chordata; Testudines; Cheloniidae. The record is from RefSeq and is a predicted model, not a curated record.